AUGUCGUCGUCGUCGUCGUCGACUAAUGGACAACGAUUCAAAUACACAACGACGACAUCAAACAAUGAGAUGGCAGUGUUGGAGAAUAUAUACAAGAGGAUCAUUGGACAACAUCAUGAUAAGGUUAUGAUCAAGGACACUGGUACAUCACAUGGUCGUGGACUAUUCACAAAGGUCUCCGUGGCAGCUGGUAGUACCAUCAUCACUGAACAACCAUUCGUCUCCCAUCCCUCAUUCGAUCAAGCAUCAACAAACUCUGUAUGCUCUCACUGCUUGACCAAUCUCCCCACCCCCAUCACCAACGCGACAACUACUGGCAACAACAAACAUCAACAUGUUCAUUGUCCCAACUGUCGUCAGAACUACUGUUCAGUCAAUUGUAAGAAUACAGCAGAGACACAGUAUCAUCUGGCAUGCUGUACAUCGAUUGAUACAGUGAGGAAGUACUGUCAGGCGGAGAAGAGGCGAUUCCCACUACUAGCCGCCAAGAUAGUAGCCCGUAUUCUUCUCGGAUAUCACUUCAACAAGACAAUGGAGCAUUGGGAGAAUCUUCAAGUGUUGUCAUUCGCCAAGAAAGAUCCACCAAUGGAGUGGAAAGACGAUUACCUAGCAUUCCAACGCGCAAUGUUAACAAAGGAGAGCAAUAAGAAGAAGUUCAACUAUGAAUGGUUCGUUAGAGUAAUGCAGAUACUGUAUAUUAAUACUGUCGGAAUACAGGUUGGCGCUACGACACCAACAGCAGCCACACCAGAUUCUGGUAUUGGAUUGUAUUACUUGGCAUCAUUCAUCAAUCACAGUUGUGAACCAAACUGUUUCCUGGCAUUCCCCAAUGAUCAUACUCUCAAUCUAGUGGCAUUGAAGCCUUUGAAACAAGGUGACGAGUUGACCAUCUCCUAUGGCGAUCCGAACAAAGACUAUGUCGAGCGACAAAGUCACCUCUUUGACAACUAUGGUUUCAGUUGUCAAUGUCCCAAGUGUUUACUGGAUCUGCCAUCCAAGCGUCCCAAGAAGCCUCUCGCGGCGGAUAAGUAG
This is a messenger RNA of Acytostelium subglobosum LB1, 1032 nucleotides long. RefSeq lists its product as hypothetical. The transcript is spliced from 4 exons. NCBI's taxonomy places the organism in Eukaryota, Evosea, Eumycetozoa, Acytosteliales, Acytosteliaceae. Bases 1 to 1032 code for a protein of 343 amino acids. Gene Ontology annotation, molecular function: protein binding. The record is from RefSeq and is a predicted model, not a curated record.